Molecule: messenger RNA, 2085 nt
Organism: Puma concolor (puma)
Lineage: Eukaryota; Metazoa; Chordata; Mammalia; Carnivora; Felidae
Source: RefSeq, a predicted model, not a curated record
AUGACGCAGAGAAGUCCCAGGGCGACCGCCGCCAAUCUCCCCGCGGGCCUGGGACCUGAGCGCCUGAGGCGAAGCUUGCAGCUCGGCGGAGUGGUGAAGGAGGAAAUCUCUGACGACAAUGCCAAGCUGCCCUGCUUCAAUGGCCGCGUGGUGUCCUGGUUGGUGUCUGCUGAGGGUUCACACCCAGAGCCUGCUCCCUUCUGUGCUGACAACCCAUCGGAACUGCCACCACCCAUGGAACGCACAGGAGGCAUUGGGGACUCCCGGCCCCCAUCCUUCCACCCUCAUGCUGGUGGAGGCAGCCAGGAGAACUUGGACAAUGACACAGAGACAGACUCCUUGGUGUCAGCCCAGCGUGAGCGGCCACGCAGGAGGGACGGCCCAGAACACACAACCCGGCUAAAUGGAACUGCAAAGGGGGAGCGGCGGCGAGAGCCAGGGGGUUACGAUAGCUCAUCCACCCUUAUGAGCAGCGAGUUAGAGACCACCAGCUUCUUUGAUUCGGAUGAGGAUGACUCCACCAGCAGGUUCAGCAGCUCCACAGAGCAGAGCAGCGCCUCACGCCUGAUGAGAAGACAUAAGCGGCGGCGGAGGAAGCAGAAGGUUUCGCGGAUUGAGCGGUCCUCGUCCUUCAGCAGCAUCACGGACUCCACCAUGUCACUCAACAUCAUCACAGUCACUCUCAACAUGGAAAAGUACAACUUUUUGGGCAUCUCCAUUGUGGGCCAAAGCAACGAGCGUGGUGAUGGAGGCAUCUACAUCGGCUCUAUCAUGAAGGGUGGGGCUGUGGCUGCAGAUGGACGCAUCGAGCCAGGAGAUAUGCUGUUACAGGUAAACGAGAUCAACUUUGAGAACAUGAGUAAUGACGACGCAGUCCGGGUACUGCGGGAGAUUGUGCACAAACCGGGGCCAAUCACCCUGACUGUAGCCAAGUGCUGGGACCCAAGUCCACGUGGUUGCUUCACACUGCCCAGGAGUGAGCCCAUCCGGCCCAUUGACCCUGCCGCCUGGGUCUCCCACACUGCAGCCAUGACCGGCACCUUCCCUGCCUAUGGCAUGAGCCCCUCCCUGAGCACCAUCACCUCCACCAGCUCUUCCAUCACCAGCUCCAUCCCUGAUACAGAACGCCUAGACGACUUCCACCUAUCCAUCCACAGUGACAUGGCCGCCAUCGUAAAAGCCAUGGCCUCCCCUGAAUCUGGGCUGGAGGUCCGUGACCGCAUGUGGCUCAAGAUUACCAUCCCCAACGCUUUCAUCGGCUCAGAUGUGGUGGACUGGCUGUACCACAACGUGGAAGGCUUCACUGACCGGCGAGAGGCCCGCAAAUAUGCCAGCAACCUGCUGAAAGCCGGCUUCAUCCGCCACACUGUCAACAAGAUCACCUUCUCCGAGCAGUGCUACUACAUCUUCGGUGACCUCUGUGGCAACAUGGCCAACCUGUCCCUCCAUGAUCACGAUGGCUCCAGCGGCGCCUCUGACCAGGACACGCUGGCCCCUUUGCCACACCCAGGGGCAGCCCCUUGGCCCAUGGCUUUCCCUUACCAGUACCCGCCGCCCCCGCACCCCUACAACCCUCACCCAGGCUUCCCAGAGCUGGGGUACAGCUAUGGUGGGGGCAGCGCCAGCAGUCAGCACAGUGAAGGCAGCCGGAGCAGUGGCUCCAACCGUAGCGGCAGUGACCGACGGAAGGAGAAGGACCCGAAGGCGGGGGACUCAAAGUCUGGCGGCAGCGGCAGCGAGUCGGACCACACAACCCGCAGCAGCCUGCGGGGGCCGCGGGAGCGGGCGCCCAGCGAGCGCUCAGGUCCUGCCGCCAGCGAGCAUAGCCACCGCAGCCACCACUCAAUGGCCAGCAGCCUGCGCAGUCACCACACGCACCCGAGCUACGGCCCCCCUGGCGUGCCCCCUCUCUACGGUCCCCCCAUGCUGAUGAUGCCCCCUCCGCCCGCUGCCAUGGGGCCCCCAGGAGCCCCUCCGGGUCGCGACCUGGCCUCCGUGCCCCCCGAACUGACAGCCAGCAGACAGUCCUUCCGCAUGGCCAUGGGAAACCCCACCAAGAAUUUCGGGCUGUUUGACUUUCUGUGA